Molecule: messenger RNA, 2211 nt
Organism: Saccharomyces eubayanus
Lineage: Eukaryota; Fungi; Ascomycota; Saccharomycetes; Saccharomycetales; Saccharomycetaceae
Gene: DHR2
Product: RNA helicase
Exons: 1
Coding region: 1-2211 (736 amino acids)
Cellular component (GO): catalytic step 2 spliceosome; intracellular anatomical structure
Molecular function (GO): RNA binding; ATP binding
Source: RefSeq, a predicted model, not a curated record
AUGGCAGCUGCGAACAACAACAACAACAGUUCCGGCUCAAAAUAUGCUUCCAAAAAGCAAAAUGGUAGGAGAAAUGUACAUCCAUUCAAUAGAGAUACUCAAAUUAAGAAUCCCAGUAAAAUCAUAAGAUUCAAUGACUCAAACGAGGACGAUGAUGUCUCCAACAGACUUUUGAAAGAUGAUGUUGUUACAUACAAAUCCUUGAAGAGUCGGGCAAAUGAGUUACUUCGAGUGAGAAAGACAUUGCCGGUUUAUCAACACAAGAGCGAGAUAAUGCCCUAUAUCAAUGCUAAUCCUGUUACAGUGCUUAUUGGUGAAACGGGUUCUGGUAAAUCGACGCAAAUUCCACAGUUCAUUUUAGAGCAGAUAUAUGAUAAAAAGAAACACGGAUCCAUUGCUGUCACUCAACCUCGUCGUGUGGCAGCCAUUAAUUUGGCUACCCGUGUUGCCCAAGAACAUGGUUGUAAAUUGGGUGACCAAGUGGGUUAUUCUGUUAGAUUCGACAAUACUACCACUGCAAAAACUAGACUUAAGUACUUAACCGAUGGUAUGCUACUUAGAGAGCUAAUGAUGAAUAAUAACCUCAAGGAAUACAGUGUCAUUAUCAUCGAUGAAGCGCACGAAAGAACCGUACUGACAGACUUAAUAUUGGGGUUCUUGAAGUCUUUAAUACAAGGACCAAGGCCAGAUUUGAAAAUUAUCGUCAUGUCUGCUACACUACAAGCUGAAAAAUUCAGUGAGUUUUUCAAUAAUGCACCAAUUUUGUUUGUGGAAGGUAGAAAAUUUGAUGUUUCACAAUACUACUUGAAGGCACCAACGGACGAUAUAGUAGAUGCUGUGAUUAGAUGUUGCAUACAAAUAAACCAGGGUGAACAACUAGGGGAUGUCUUAUGUUUUUUACCAGGCCAAGAAGAGAUUGAUAAGGCGGUGACUAUAAUGGAGAAAAUUGCCAAAUACGUUUCAGAUGAAACAUCGGUACCUCUAUUAAUUCCUUAUCCCUUAUAUGCUGCAUUGCCACCUGUGCAACAAGCUUUAGUUUUCGCACCGGUGAAGGGAUUCAAGAGGAAGGUCAUUUUCAGUACAAAUAUUGCGGAAACAUCCGUUACCAUAUCUGGCGUAAAAUUUGUUGUUGAUUCAGGACUUCGGAAAGUUAAAGUUUGGAGACAUCAGUUGGGGUUGGCCACUUUACUUACCGUGCCCAUAUCUCAAGCAAGUGCUAUGCAAAGAAGUGGUCGUGCUGGUAGAGAAAGUGAGGGCAAAAGUUUCAGGCUUUAUUGUGAACCGGAUUAUUUGAAGUUGCCCAAGCAGAGUGAACCUGAAAUAGCAAGGAGUGACGUUACAUCUCCUGUGCUAAUGCUGAAAAGAUAUGGUAUCAAUGACAUUGUGAAUUGGACCUGGUUUGAAAAUCCAGGCAAGGAGGCCAUAAUCAUGGGUCUUCAAGAGCUUUAUGAGUUGGGUGCCCUCGAUACUCGCGGAAACAUAACAAAGCGAGGUGAACAGAUGGCUCUGUUGCCAUUGCAACCGCAUUUGAGUAGCGUUUUAAUCAAAGCCAGCGAAGUUGGUUGCUUGAGUCAGGUCAUUGACAUCAUUUCAUGUCUCAGUGUGGAAAACUUAAUGCUGAAUCCAUCUCCAGAGGAAAGGGAUGAGGUGAAUGAGCGCCGUUUGUCCUUAUGCAAUGCUGGCAAAAAGUACGGUGACCUAAUCAUGCUAAAGGAGCUCUUUGAUAUUUAUUUCUACGAAUUAGGGAAAAGUCAAGACGCAAACUCCGAAAGAAACGAUUGGUGUAAAGGCUUAUGCAUUUCGUUACGUGGGUUCAAAAAUGUAGUUCGUGUCAGAGAUCAGUUAAGAGUUUAUUGUAAGCGUCUCUUUUCUUCAAUCAAUGAGGAAAACGAAGAGGCCAGAAAGAUCGGUGAAGAUGGUGACGAAAUUUCCAAGAUCCUGAAAUGUUUCUUAACUGGGUUUAUCAAGAAUACCGCCAUCGGAAUGCCGGACAGGUCGUAUAGAACUGUUUCCACUGGGGAGCCAAUAAGUGUUCAUCCGUCAUCUAUGCUAUUCCUGAACAAGAGUUGUCCUGGUAUAAUGUAUACAGAGUAUGUCUUUACCACCAAAGGGUAUGCCAGAAAUGUUAGUAGAAUUGAACUUUCAUGGCUACAAGAAGUUGUGACUAAUGGAACUGCCGUAGCAAAGCAGAAAAUUUCUAGUUCAAAGUAA